GGCGAUACAAUAUCAACAAUCCUAGUUCUAGUUUGACGGACGCAGUGUCUAAAAAUUAAAAGUAGAAUUAAUUAAAGAAAAAACGUGUGCAAACGUGUGCAAAUCUCAGCACACGGGCAUCUAAUAAAGCAUUGUGAUUGUUAAGCCAUAAAUAGGAUAAAUUCGACGGAAACGUAUAAGCAUUGGUAUUGCGGGGCCGAAAACUUAUUGUGCGAGAACUAAAGAGAAACUUUUGUGCGUGUCACCGUCCGUCAUCCUCCACCCCCUCUCAAAGGCCAAGCAGCGUUGCGAUCAGCAACGGGCACAAACGGUAAACGUUGCCAGUGGUCCAACGAAAUGCAAUAGACUUUGCCCGCAUUUUGCAAUUUUCAUGAAUAUCUCAUUGUGACGGCAGGUGAAAGUGCCAUUCCAGAAGAACUACGCAACAAGCAAACAGACGGGAACUGCCAGGUCACACAGCCAAAGUGCUCAACUGAACAAGCAACAUGCCGGAAGAGGAGCCACCACAGAAACCAAUGGAUGAGCAGCAGGAGCCGCCACAGUCACCCAGCGCCAGCGAUGGAAAUGUUGACGAGCAGAUGCCGGUGACGCAAAAUGAUUCGUCUACAGAUUACGUUGUAACGGAGCUAUCCGCCGAAGAGAUGCGUGCUCGACGGCUGCGCACUUUGGCGGCGCGUAGCAGCAUCCUGAGUGCUGCUAAUGUUGUCGCGCCAUUGGCAGCCGAGAAACCAUCACGGAUUCAAGCAAACGUUCCGAGUGAAUCGCGUUUGGUGCGCGAAGUGUGUGCCGGCUCGAGCAGCAUGGAUACAACAAAUCCAUUGGGCGACAAAGAUUCCAUAACAUGGUCCGACUUGGGCAACAAACCGGACACGGAUGUGGAAAUGAAAUCGGUAGCAUCGACACCCAUACACGACGUUGAGAUGACAAGUGCACAUUCCAUCUGCGUGCCCAAAGCCGUGCAACAUAACUCGGAGCCCAAGCCGCAGAAAAAAGUGCCCAAAAAUGAUUCGUCAUUACUUAAGAACGCUGAUGAGCGCAACGAACAGAUGCUGUCGAGGCUAUUGAAUGCCACAUGGAAUGAAUAUGGCAGUGGCUCCAUCAUUUGUGUGCAAACUGCCAGCUUUCUGGAGCUAUAUCCUGAGCUACGUUUCGAAUUUGAGCCGAUUAUAACCAGUGUGCUGCUAGAGACUGCAUUUAAGUUCUACAACGAUGAGGUGGAUGAUAGCAUGAAGAUGGAUAGCGAUACGCCGCUUGCCACCGGUGUGACCGACGCCAAUGGCGACGAUAAGGAGUUCUCCUCGGCCAAAAAGAUCAAAAGCGACGACACCGAAGUCCAGGAAAUACUGGCCAAUGCCGUGGCCUCCAGCAGCGCCGCCGAAGAGGAUCAAGGCGCCAGUUCCAGUGCGACGCCCAGCCAGACUGAGAUAACGUCCAGCGAUGCUGGUGUCACUUGUGUGGUGCCUCCUCCCCUUAAUAUAGUGACUACCUCCAAGCACAAUGCCAUGCUACAUCUGCUGCGUUGCUAUCAGAACUAUCAAACCGAGCUAACUCGGUCCCGCGCCAACGAUGUUGGUCAACCAAUGGACGAUAGCACGCACAAGGCCUUGACAAUGGCAUUUACAAAUAUUAUGCGAGUAUCGGUGCUAGUUUUAACGGAUCGUAUCCAGCAGAACCUCAACUAUCAGCUGGACCAAUCAACCUUGCUGGAGCUCAUGUACAUGGACCGUGUAAGCGAAUCCUUCCUCAUUGACCUGGUGGCCGAAACGUACCAGCAACGCGAGAUUUUCGAUGAAAUAUUCGGUCAACUGCUGCGCGGUCUGUUCAGUGGCAUGCAACGCAACAUUUGCAGCUCAAAGAUCAAUACACAACAGAUCGAAUGGCUUUCCAAGUUGGUAGUCAUCAAGGUGGGCAAUGUCCGACCCAUUGCCGAUUUGGUAGCCCGCCAACCAAACUAUAUACCGCCCAUAUGCACAAAGAUACCGGGACGUGAAAUUGUCAAGUGCAGUUUCCUGGGCCCUUUCCUAUCCGUCUCCCUCUUUGCCGAGGAGAACGUCAAAUUUGCUGAAUACACGACCAAAAACAAACUUGAGGAAACCUCGAUAUCACGCCUACGCUGGGAACUGCACUCAAUGCGCACUCACAUGCAUACAGUUUUCCAUUCGCUGUGCGUCAAUGCCAGCAGCCGUCCCAAGACUCUGGAGUACAUUUCUCAAAUUCUACGUCACAACGAUCGUCGCGUGCAAUUCGCCAGCGAUGAAAAAUUGCUCGCUCGCGAUGGUUUCGUCAUCAAUCUGAUGAGCGUGCUGCAGCAGUUGUCGGUCAAGAUCAAAUUGGAUCGCAUUGAUCCGAAUUUCCACUACUACAGCAAUUCGCUGGUCAACAUCGAGCAGGAUACGAAAAUCCGUUACAGCGAGGAGGAGUAUAAGAACUUUUUGGCAAAGAAUUUCUCAACGCCAGCGGAGAAUGUGAAUUUCCAGACGCAAUGCUGGUUUCUUACGCUGCAAUCUCAUCAUCUCGGCUAUCUGCCAGCGAUUCAACGAUAUCGUCAAAAGGUGCGCGCCAUCAAGGAACUACAAAAGCUAAUUGACGAGCUGGAUCGCACCAAGCCCCACUGGGUGAACUCACGCUAUGCCAAUCGUAACAAUCAGUUCAAGGAGCGUUGGGAAAAGCAACUGCGCAAACUUAACCGCUCCAAGACAUGCAGUGAGAUAACGCUCCUCGAUCCCGCGCUCCUGCAGCGCUGCACUGAGUUCUAUUCGACUGUGUGCGAGUUUAUGCUUUAUCAAUUCGAGGGACGUCCCAUCGAGGGUCCGUUCAUCUCGAAGCUGCCGGUGCAGCAACUAAAACCGACUGACGCAUUUUCCGCACUGCCCGAGUGGUACAUCGAUGACAUUGCCGAGUUCAUAUUGUUUGCCAUGCAGCAUGCCAAUGUGGACAUCAGACAGGGCAUCGAUCAUUCGAUCAUCACAUGGCUGCUGACCUGCGUCUGCGCCUCGCAUCUCAUCAAGAAUCCCUAUGUAACUGCCAAACUGGUUGAGGUGAUGUUUGUGUUCUCCCUAAAGCCAGCCAAUUCAGUUAAUACAGCGAUGUGGAACCAUGAACUGGCACAGAAUGCGCUGGUCAGCGCGCUAAUGCGAUUUUAUGUGGAUGUGGAGACCACUGGCCAAAGCACUGAGUUUUAUGAUAAGUUUACUAUAAGAUACCACAUUAGCCAUCUAUUUAAAUCCAUGUGGGAGAAUCCCAUACAUCGUCAGGCUGUCAUCUGUGAGUCGCGUCAGGGCAAUCAGUUUGUGAAGUUUGUAAACAUGCUGAUGAACGAUACGACAUUCUUGCUGGACGAAUGCCUCGAGAAUCUUAAGCGCAUACAUCUAACACAACAGCUAAUGUCUGAUGUGAAGAACUGGAGCGGAAUGAGUGCCGAGCAGCAGCAGAGCCGCCUCACUCAGCUGGCAACGGAUGAGCGUCAAUGCCGUUCCUAUUUAACGUUAGCUCGCGAGACUGUUGAUCUAUUUCAUUAUUUGACCAGCGAUAUCAAGGAGCCGUUUAUGCGCGCCGAGCUUGUUGAUCGCCUGAGCUCCAUGCUAAACUUUAACUUGAAACAACUGGCUGGGCCCAAGUGCAACGAUCUGAAAGUGAAGAACCCAACCAAAUAUGGCUGGGAACCGCGCAGUUUGUUGGCCCAAAUCUUUGAUAUAUAUCUCCACUUGGACUGUGAUAGAUUCGCGCAGGCAUUGGCUGCCGACGAACGCUCAUUCGAUCUGCAAAUUUGCAAUGAGGCAGCGUCACGCAUCAAACGCCUUGGGAUACGUUCCGUCGUGGAGGUAGAACGGUUCAAAGCGCUCACCCAGCGGGCUCACGAAAUAUAUGUUUCCAACCAACAGACUGAAGAUGAGUGCGCCGAUGCGCCCGAUGAGUUUAAGGACCCACUGAUGGACACAUUGAUGUCGGAUCCAGUUGUGCUGCCCUCUGGCACUGUGAUGGAUCGUGCAAUUAUCACACGUCAUCUGCUCAACAGUUGCACGGAUCCGUUCAAUAGACAGCAUCUUACUGAGGAUAUGCUGGUUCCGAAUAUUGAACUGAAGCAGCGCAUCGAUGCCUGGCGCAAGGAGCAGCGGGGCAAGCGAAACAAUAGCUAAGGCAACCAGAUCUUAAACGAUAAUCUACAAUCAUACGUAGCUUAAUGUUCAGUUUUAGUGUCUACCUAUAACUCUAUAAAAAUUUAUAUUAUCUUAUAAUUAUUAUAUGUAUAUGCAGCUAGAAUUUCCACUUAUAUUUCAGUUUCCAUUUGGGGUAGUCGCAGUCGUUUCUAAAGAUUCUCAAAGUCCACCAUACUAGAAAAAAAAAACGGUGUAUUAUUUUGUUGAUUUUCAGAUUUCUCAAAACUAUUGUAAAUGUUGAAAAAUGCAAUAAUUUUAAUUAUUUAAGUACAUACUAUAUAUUGCUUAAUUGAUUGUUUUUGUAUAAUUUCAUUUAGAAAAAAAUAUUGUUUCUGUAAAAAUUCACGUUCACAAAUACUUCAGUUAUUAUAAUAAAUAUAUAUAUAUAUUUUUUUUUUUUGUAAUUUCAAUUCAAACGUGACGGAUUUUUCCUCAUCGAACACCGAAAUGGGCUUGUUUUUUGUUUUCUUAUUUCUUCUUUUUACGUACGGUACGAGCUGCGACUACCCCAAAUGUUGAUUAGGUGCCACAGCUUAGCUCGUGCUUAACAGAAUUUGGAAUUUAAUUGCAACUGGAAUUUACAAUAAAGUUUUAAUGAAGCGUAUUUCUAAUAUAAAUUAUA
Molecule: messenger RNA, 4779 nt
Organism: Drosophila mojavensis
Lineage: Eukaryota; Metazoa; Arthropoda; Insecta; Diptera; Drosophilidae
Gene: Ube4B
Product: ubiquitin conjugation factor E4 B
Exons: 9
Coding region: 486-4136 (1216 amino acids)
Biological process (GO): protein polyubiquitination
Cellular component (GO): ubiquitin ligase complex; nucleus; cytoplasm
Molecular function (GO): ubiquitin-ubiquitin ligase activity
Source: RefSeq, a predicted model, not a curated record